This is a messenger RNA of Plenodomus lingam JN3, 1902 nucleotides long. RefSeq lists its product as uncharacterized. Gene Ontology annotation, cellular component: GID complex. The record is from RefSeq and is a predicted model, not a curated record. Gene Ontology annotation, molecular function: protein binding. Gene Ontology annotation, biological process: proteasome-mediated ubiquitin-dependent protein catabolic process. Lineage: Eukaryota; Fungi; Ascomycota; Dothideomycetes; Pleosporales; Leptosphaeriaceae.
AUGCGCCUGGACGACGAUGCCUCGGACACCCCACAUUCAUCCCCACACAAAUUCGCAAACGGUUCCUCACGCUCUUCUGGGCCCAAGUCGCCCCUGCCCAGGUCAUCGAAUGGAACGUCGCAUAGCCGAGGCGAAAGCAAUGGGUCGCAUACCAAUGGGGGUCCGGUAGCCAACGGUGGCCUGCUAUCCUCGACCUUUUUCGGCCACGACAGGGAAGAAGUCACACGCAUCCUCAUACAAAGUCUCACCGACUUGGGAUAUCAUAACGCAGCGGGAGCGCUGUGUAAAGAAAGUGGCUGUCAGCUCGAGGGUCCGACGGUCGCCUCCUUUCGGAACGCGGUGUUGAGUGGCGACUGGCAGGUUGCGGAAGAGUUGUUAUUCGGCACAGAAGCAUUUGACAGUGGAGGGGGGGUCGGUCUGCAUGUGUCGUAUGGCAAGUCGUGGGGCAAGGCGCGGUCACGGCCCAGUUCGCAGCAUAUUGAGGGUCUGACGCUGGCCGAGGGCGCGAAUCGCGAGGAGAUGCUGUUUUGGAUGAAACAGCAAAAGUAUCUCGAGUUGCUGGAGCGGAGAGAGUUGAGCAAGGCGCUGGUGGUGCUGAGGCAGGAGCUUACACCGCUGCACCAAGAUGUUAGCAGGUUGCACGCUCUCUCGAGUCUUAUGAUGUGUCCAUCUGCCGAGGACCUGAGACAACAAGCCCAAUGGGACGGUGCUCAGGGCGAGUCGCGGAUGCACUUGCUCUCUGAACUGUCAAAAUCAAUAUCACCAAGCGUUAUGAUCCCAGAACAUCGAUUAGCCGUCCUUUUAGAUGAAGUCAAGGAAAGCUGGAUCGAAAAUUGUCAAUAUCACAACACGGCGGCAUCCCCGUCGCUUUACUUGGAUCACAACUGCGAGAGGGACGACUUUCCCACAAAGGCUGUCCUUGAUCUGAAGCAUCACACCGACGAAGUAUGGUUUCUGCAAUACUCCAACGACGGUUCCAUGCUUGCGUCGACGAGCAAGGACACGACGAUUAUCAUUUAUGAGACUACGACGUACAAGGUCAUCCAUCAGCUUGACCAACAUGACAAGUCAGGCGUCACACAUCUCGCCUGGAGUCCAGAUGAUCGACUCAUCAUCACAUGUUGUUCGCAGCCUGAGAACGCUGCGCGGAUAUGGGACAUCAAAACUGGCACCUGUAUACAACACUUCAACGAAUUCACCUAUCCCUGCACGACUGCCGCCUGGGCACCCAACGGCAAGCACGUCAUCAUCGGCUCUCAAGACGACAAAUACGGCUGUAGCAUCUGGUCCCUCCACGGCUCGCUCCUGCACAAUUUCUGCACCCCCGGCAGCAAGCUGCGCGCCAACGACCUGGCCAUUUCGCCCAACGGCGAGCGCCUCGUCGUCGUGGCCGAGAACUCGAUUGUCGUGUUUGACUUUGCGACGUAUGAGAAGUUGUGCGAGUGGCAGAUUGACGAUGUCAAGUUGACAAGUGUGACGAUUAGCCAGGACUCGCGGCACAUGUUGGUCAGCAUGGAUCAGGACAAGAUUCGGCUCAUGGAGAUUGAGAGUGGGGAGGUGAUUCAGCGGUUUAGUGGGCAUGCGCAGCGGCAGUUUAUUAUUCGCUCGGCGUUUGGCGGGGCGGAUGAGAAUUUUGUGGUUAGUGGGAGUGAGGACUCGAGAAUAUACAUAUGGCGCUCUAACGGUCUGCUGAUCGAAGCCCUCGAUGCCCACCCGGGCUGCGUCAACAGCGUGGCCUGGCAUCCCACCGAUCCCUCUACUUUUGCCUCUGCGGGCGAUGACUCGAGGGUCAAGAUUUGGAGACCGGUGAAUGCACCGCCGUUUCCUGGUGCGGGUGCUGGCGGUGCUGGUGCUGGUAGUGGUGGUGCUGCUGGGGGACCGAGUAAUGGGUAUGCGAUGUAA